Pyricularia grisea is the source of this 389-nucleotide messenger RNA. RefSeq lists its product as uncharacterized. NCBI's taxonomy places the organism in Eukaryota, Fungi, Ascomycota, Sordariomycetes, Magnaporthales, Pyriculariaceae. The record is from RefSeq and is a predicted model, not a curated record. The transcript has 2 exons. The coding region runs from base 55 to 231 and encodes 58 amino acids.
UGAACACAGAAGAGAUGCGACUCUAGCCACCAACGUUAAUGAACAUCGUUAGGGAUGGUCGAUGCAUUAUCCUACUGCAGCUCACCCAAUUGGGCAAAAGGACCAGGCCGGUCUAUAACUAACCUGACGGAAUACCUAGGUAGAUAUCUACAGAAGUUUACUACUGUACUACGUAAUACCACUACGAUCCUCUCGGUGGUCCAUUCCAGACUAGAACAGAGCAAGAACUGAGACAUGGGCAAGGGCGACGGGCCAACAUCAGAAUCCUGAAACCCAAGUAGCGCGAGCUGGUUGAUGAUAGGCUGACCAACAAUAAACCUAAAAAUUCCUUCUAGACGCCACGAACCCAGGCAAUAGCAUCUUGACGCGAUUCGAUUCCGAAACGGGUG